Molecule: messenger RNA, 369 nt
Organism: Dichotomopilus funicola
Lineage: Eukaryota; Fungi; Ascomycota; Sordariomycetes; Sordariales; Chaetomiaceae
Exons: 3
Coding region: 1-369 (122 amino acids)
Source: RefSeq, a predicted model, not a curated record
AUGGAAACCAUCGGGGGUUCCAGGACCGUGAAAGAAGACCUCACCGUGGUCCUCAACGAUGUCCCCUACCUCCUAGUCAAUUGCCACUCACCAUUGAGCACGGAUCUUAAUUUUGCAGCCUCGCAGCAGCUUACCCCCUUCACUCUCUACUCAAUCCGCCAUGGGGACAAAAUCACAGGACCGAAGCUUGAAGACUUCCGUAGGAACAUCCUCGAGCAGGAUCCAACCUUUCAACCCGAGUUCCUUAGCCACAUCGUUUUCUACGGCUCUGAGGAUUUUGGCGUUGAGCUUCAGCCCACGGCGCUUAAAGGAGUGUCGCCGAACUUGGAACUAAUAUGGGCAGGUCUUAUGGAGCAACUGGCCGUGUGA